CAGUCUCGUAUGACUUUGCCACCUAUAGCUAAUAGGAAUCAUUGAACCCAUUAUUAAUUCAGUCACACUGUAAAAGCUUAACAAGAAGUACACCUUUUCUUUAUAACUCAUCUCCAACAUUCAGUCAAGCCCUCUCCAGACCUUGGAAAAUGGGGGAGAAUCUUGUUUCAAGUUGGUCGGACGGUAAGACAUUGCCCAAAAAUUACAUAUUCCCACCGGAUAAAAGACCAGGGGAGCACAAUGUUCCUAUGUCGAAGAGUCUUCCGGUCAUUGAUCUUUCCAAUGUUGAUGGACAAGAACGCAAAAAAACGAUUCAAAAGAUUAUAGAAGCUAGCCAUGAUUUCGGAUUCUUUCAGGUAAUCAACCAUGGAGUGCCAAGAAAAUUACUUGAUGCUACACGAGAAGUAGUCAAAGAGUUAUUUGAACUCCCGAUAGAGGAGAAAUCGAAAAUAUACUCUUUGGACUUGAGUAAGAUAUGCAUGCUUUACUCGAGCAAUGUUGAUUACGAGAGAGAGGAGAUUCACAAUUGGCGGGAUUCUUUAAGGCUCGUGUGCACACCUCUAGAAGAAUGCAUCCAUUCCUGGCCUGAAAAGCCUCCCGAAUUUAGGAAGAAUGUUGGGAAGUAUGUAAUCAAAGUUAGAGAGCUUGGAUUAAGAAUUUUGGAGCUGAUAUCGGAAGGACUGGGGCUUGAACCAAAAUACUUUGCAAAUGAACUAAGUGGGUGGCAAGUUAUGUCUAUUCAUCAUUACCCUCCAUGCCCUGACCCGAGUUUAGCCUUAGGAACUCGAAAGCAUGGGGAUACGGGCCUCGUUACCAUUCUUCUUCAAGAUCAUGUUCCAGGCCUUCAAGUCUUGAACGACGGGGAAUGGAUCGGCGUCGAAGCAAUUCCUGAUGCCUUUGUUAUCAACAUUGGAUACCAAUUACAGAUGAUUAGCAAUGGAAAACUUCGAAGCGCAGAGCAUCGAGUGGUAGCAAACAAAAACGAAGUGCGUAACAGUGUUGCAUUGUUCAUCCAGCCAACAAUAGAGUCUAUAAUUGAGCCUGCUAAAGCUCUUGUAAAUGCAGAAAAUCCUGCUGUUUAUAAGAGUGUGCGAUUUGCAGACUUUCUUCAUACGUUUCGGGCAGCCUAUUCGGGACAUAUUGAAGAUGUAUUGGAGCCUUAUUUGCUAACAACUUAAAAGUUAAAGUAGAACAAAUAAAAAACUUUGGUGUUGUGACUUUAAAAACCAUAGUUUGAUGACUUGAAAAGCUUAAAAUGUGCCGAUUUCUUUCAUGUUGAGCCAAUAAUUAAUGUUUCUAAAUUUAUUGAGAAGGAAUUGUUAUUUCCUAAUUACUAUGAUCUAAAUUGUGUGUGUAUAUGCGUUUUCAAAAUUU
Molecule: messenger RNA, 1374 nt
Organism: Amaranthus tricolor (Joseph's coat)
Lineage: Eukaryota; Viridiplantae; Streptophyta; Magnoliopsida; Caryophyllales; Amaranthaceae
Product: protein DOWNY MILDEW RESISTANCE 6-like
Exons: 5
Coding region: 150-1178 (342 amino acids)
Source: RefSeq, a predicted model, not a curated record